Molecule: messenger RNA, 2316 nt
Organism: Diaporthe citri
Lineage: Eukaryota; Fungi; Ascomycota; Sordariomycetes; Diaporthales; Diaporthaceae
Exons: 4
Coding region: 1-2316 (771 amino acids)
Biological process (GO): peptidyl-serine phosphorylation; peptidyl-threonine phosphorylation
Molecular function (GO): protein serine/threonine kinase activity; ATP binding
Source: RefSeq, a predicted model, not a curated record
AUGUCUAGCUCCGACGAAGGCGAGAUCAGGGAAAACGGAGUUGAGGUUUCCAAGGCAACUUCACUGCCUCAGACUAAGAGAAACGGUGUUGACCGUCAGGACAGAAGCCAACUCAGCAACACCCGCUCUCCCGAGCAAGGCGACUAUCGGUCUCGAUAUCCCCGUUCACCCCGUGGCUACAAGCGAUCCCGCGACGAUGACCGCGACACAUACCACAGAGGGGGCAGAGGUGGCUCCGACCCGCGACACUUCAGGGUUCACUACGAGGAUGGGCCACAACCACAAAGCCGACAUGCGUACGAGGAUCUAGACCGUCCAGCCUCUCGGGGACGCUAUGAGAGCGCGGACCGUCCAUCCGGUCACCGCCAAUACGACUCAAGAGAUCGUCCGUCCGGCGCGUCUCGAUACGACAACCGCGAUCGCGAUUAUGGGCGGGCUGACAAGCGACCCCGCACUCGCAGUCCAUCUCCCUACAGACACAGCCGUGGCGACGGAAGGGACAGGCAUCAGAGAGGCAAAUGGGAUGCUGACGGCCCCGGCCGGAAUCGUCUAGGCGAGCAGAUUGAAAAUACCAGGAACGGUGCACAAACUGCUAAGCAAGUACGGGAUGACACCGCAUCCAAGCGGUCCCCUGAGGCUGGAGCCAAAUCUGUUUCCAAAGAAGUUGCUAAAUUUGAUCAAGGUGCUACGGAUGAGCGCAUGGCUGAGGGCACCUCGCAUCUGCACAUAAAAGACUCUCCAAAUGCCGCCAAGGAGUCGAGACCAGAGCCAGACGAAGACUGGGAUGCACCAACCCCUCUCGACGAAGAAGCCGAAAUCGAGCGGCGAAGACGUCGCCGGGAAGCGCUCCUAAGAAAGUCUCGCGCCUCGACCCCUUUGCUUGUCCAGGCUGUCCAGGCUAACAAACAUGACCACACUGUCGAAACUCCUUCAGAGGCGGCCACGCCACAGAAGACUCCCAGGACUCCUGCAUCUGGCGCGGCUUCGCCUGCCGGGCGCACUCAGGGUAGCCUGUCUCCAGAGGCUCUCGCCGUCGCAAAUGACCGAGAGCUGAUCAACACUCAUGGAGAUGUCAAGGCUACCGAAGAAGAUGGACCGUCGGCAGCAGACUACGAUCCGACUAUCGAUAUGUGGGAAGACGAGCGCCGAGAUGAGAUGCGCAACGGGAACAUCGGUCUGCAUGGCGAGGGCCGCCGCGAGUCUGUGGAUGCGUCAGGCAAGGAUGAGCCAAUGAAUACGACGGAAGCUGAGAACGAAGAUGACGAUGACUUUGACAUGUUUGCAGAAGACUUCGACGAGGAGAAGCUCGCUGCGCCGAAGUCUGCGCCGAAAGCCAAGGCUCCUACCGAAGACCCUAUCGCUUUGCAAGGAGGCAAAGGGGGCGGCAUCCUCGAGGACGACGACAAGGACGGUUAUUACAAGAUACGGCCAAGCGAGAUCUUGAACGGCCGGUACCAGGUUCAGUCAGGUCUCGGAAAGGGUAUGUUCUCUGGUGUCGCCAGGGCCGUUGACAUCACAACCAAGAAAUUGGUUGCCAUCAAAAUUAUGAGGAACAACGAUGCGUUGAAGAAGGGUGGCUUCACCGAGAUUGCCAUCCUUCAGAAGCUUAACUCGGCUGAUCCAGAGAACAAGAAGCACAUUGUCAAGUUCGAGCGCUCGUUCGAGCACAAGGGCCAUCUGUGCAUGGCCUUUGAGAACCUCAGCUUGAACCUGAGAGAGGUUCUGAAGAAGUUCGGCAACAACGUCGGCAUCAACCUCCACGCGACGAAGGCAUAUGCCUAUCAGACUUUCUUGGCAUUAGCACACAUGCGCAAAUGCAGCAUCAUUCACGCGGAUUUGAAGCCUGACAACAUUCUGGUCAACGAGCAGCGCAACAUCCUCAAAAUUUGCGACUUGGGCACGGCCAUCGAUCGAACUGACGCAGCGACAGCACACAAUGAGAUCACUCCCUACCUCGUCAGUAGAUUCUACCGGGCUCCCGAGAUUAUUCUUGGAAUGCCAAAUGACUAUGCCAUCGACAUGUGGUCCAUCGGCUGCACACUGUACGAGCUCUACACGGGCAAGAUUCUAUUUACGGGUGAUAGCAACAAUCAGAUGCUGCGUGCCAUCAUCGAGAUCAGGGGCAAAAUGAGCGCCAAGCUCUAUCGCCGGGGUCAACUCUGGCAGAUGCACUUUGACGACAUGGGAAACUUUGUCAGUCAGGAGAGGGAUAAGGUCUUGGGAAAGGUGCGCUACAAUUUUCUUUCCGUCUCUCGUCUUUUUGGGCACACCCCUCGUCACCUGCACUACGACAGCAUGAAGCACGGUCAUGCAUAA